Punica granatum (pomegranate) is the source of this 1453-nucleotide messenger RNA. The record is from RefSeq and is a predicted model, not a curated record. NCBI's taxonomy places the organism in Eukaryota, Viridiplantae, Streptophyta, Magnoliopsida, Myrtales, Lythraceae.
UUCUCUCUUUCUCUCUUUCUCUCUCUCUCAAAAAUUUGAGCUUCCCCUGAAUAACAAACUCCCCUACACUUGUCCCCAUUUUCUUGGCUUCUUGAGAAAAAGAAAAACCAGAAACAGAGAAGUUCAUGCCAUAGUUAGUUUUCCUUCCUUGGAUCGCACCCCAUUAACCCCUCUCCCUCUCCCCCUCUCCGCAUUCGGGUGCUGCUCUGUUUCCCCCCGGGAAGAAAGAAAGGAAGAAAGAAAUCUCUCCCUUUUCCAGUUCUUCCCCUGUUCCAGCACCAUCAUCAUCUUCUUCUUCUUCUUGCAUUAGGGGUGUAGGGAAACUCUGGUUUUGAUGAACUGUUGAUGUCCUUGGCUGUUGGAGCAAUGGGGCACGACGACAACAAGGGCGCCGAGAAGACAGAGCAGCAGCCCGCUGGAACGAAGACACCCACAAACGCCGAGGAGGAAGAGGAGCACAAGAUCCACCGGUCCCCGAGCGAGAGCUCCAUCUAUGCCACCGAGGAAGAGGAUGAUGAAGAUGGGGGCGGGAAGAAGAUCGAUUUGGGACCCCAGUGCACUCUCAAGGAACAUUUCGAGAAGGAUAAGGAUGAUGAAAGCUUAAGGAGAUGGAAGGAACAGCUUCUGGGCAGUGUGGACUUCUCAUCUGUUGGAGAAACUCUGGAACCCGAAGUGAAGUUCUUGAGCUUGGCAAUACUGUCGCCGGGAAGGUCCGACAUUGUUCUUUCGAUACCUGAGAAUGGGAAGCCCAAAGGCCUAUGGUUCACUUUAAAGGAAGGCAGCCGCUACAACCUCAAGUUCUCCUUUCAGGUCAAAAACAACAUUGUCUCUGGUCUCAAAUACACCAACACUGUGUGGAAGACUGGUGUAAAAGUGGACAGCUCGAAAGAGAUGGUCGGCACCUUCAGCCCACAGUCAGAGCCCUACACACAUGUGAUGCCAGAGGAGACGACACCUUCCGGAAUGUUUGCUCGAGGAUCUUACUCUGCUAGAACCAAGUUCGUUGACGAUGAUAACAAGUGCUACUUGGAGAUCAACUACACCUUUGACAUCCGGAAAGAGUGGCCGGCGGACCAAUAAUCUCUCUGCCUCCAGUCUUGAUUUUCCUUUGCCUGCAACUGUUCUUCGAACUUGAGAGAUCCUGCAAUCUCCUAUGUCAUGUGUAAUCUACUACUUGUCCAUGACUGUUGCUUUAAACAAUAAAUGGAAGAAUGUUAAUUGAAAAGAAGGGAAGAGAAAGAUGAACUAGGAGCUGAACUUGAUCUACUAUUACAUUUUAGCAUGUUUUGCUUUCGGGAUCGCUUUUGUUAGUGUUGCUUGUUAGUGACUGAGUUUGGUCUAUCUGCAUUGUCUCCUCUUUUUCCUGUCUGUCUGAUGUUCUCUAGUGUGACUUUUGGACCUCUAAUGUACGCACGUAUUAAUCUAGAAAGUUGCGAGAAUGCCUUCUUCUCUA